AUUUGAAAGCGAGGGUGUGGGUAAAAGAAGGAGCGUUGCAAAGUUAACAAGUUCUCACGUUUUCAUUGGGUGUAGGUAGUUAUCUGUGUAUUUUUCCAUUAUCCCGCUUAGGAUCUUUAGAUUUGGUUGCCAUAAAUCAUGCCAGAAGACAUGGAGCAUAUCCAAAAAGCCAUACGAGAGGACCUGCAGAAGAACAGGCAAUAUGUUAAAGCCAUGGAGGAUUUUUCACAGAUGAAAACCAAUGAGAAGCGAGUGCAGUUUGCUCUGUCCUUACCAUUUGUGCAGAACCAUAUACAUCUUGAAGAAUAUGACAAUAGCAAAAAUUCAGAAGAGGCAUGUCAACUCAGGACUCAAGGAAACCAAUUCUUCCAGAAGAAAAAUUAUGUUAAGUCCUUAAAACUGUACACAGCAAGUGUAUUGAAGGCCCCAGUGACAAAUAUGGAUUGUUUUGACCAAUCAAAUUCUAAUACAGAAAGCAAUGAUGUAGAGCUAGCCAAUGCUUUUGCAAACAGGUCUGCCGUCUUGUUUCAUCUUGACAAAUAUGAAGCUUGUUUGAAAAAUGCAGAACUUGCUUUCCGUUGUGGUUACCCCAAAGAAAAUCAUUACAAGCUACAUGAACGCCAAGGAAAGUGUCACAGAAAACUAAACAAUUUAACCAAGGCUAAGAAGUCAUUUGAAUCAGCUGUUAAGUCGUUGGAGUCGUCCACUCUCGAUGAGAAGAAAAGACAGCAUUUUACUCAGAACUUGGAAAGUCUUAUUAAAGAGCUUAAUAGUGUAGAUUGUAAAGUGGAUUUAGAAAAGGAGCUAGAAGAUGAUUGUAGGAAAUCUGUGAAUUGUAAUCAAUUGGAUGUGCCUCAGAUUGAUAAAAAGGAACAAAAUCCUGUUUUCAUGUCAGCUAGUUCUAAAAUUGCCUUACGAGAGAGUGCUGAAAUGGGGCGAGGGCUGAUGGCAUCUGCUGAUAUUAAAGUUGGAGAAGUUAUAGCAGUGGAAAAACCUUACGCAUCUGUCAAUCUGUCAGAAAGAGAACAAGAAUACUGUAGUCACUGCAGUAUGAGGGUCGAGUGUCCUGUGCCCUGUCAACAGUGCUGUGAUGUUGCUUUCUGUUCUCUCCAAUGUCAGGAGGAAGCAUGGUCCGAAUAUCACAGAACGGAAUGUAAAAUUAUAAGACUUGUUCAGAGUAUGAAAUCAAAGUUGGGACAUCUAGCCCUCCGAAUGGUGAUGAUAGCAGGCUUUUCAUAUUUAAUGCAAGAACGAAGUAACUUUUGCAGUGAUGAUGUGUCGGAGGACCUAGGGUACAAUAAAGAUGGCUGUUAUGACUCGGAGGAUUAUCAUGCUCUUUACACUCUGGUGAACCAUGGGGACAAAAGAACACCUGAAGACUUAUUUAACAAAGCAGUUCAGACAGUGUAUUUAUUGAAGUGUCUGGAGUUAACUCCCUUCUUUAAGAAUUGCCCUGUAGGGCAGGAGGAAGAGGCAAGAUGUUAUAUAGGAGGGCACAUUUUGAGGCAGAUACAGAUGCUGCCCUGUAAUGCCCAUGAAAUUUCAGAAAUCCACUGGAAGCCAGGGGACCCCACGAUUACAGAAACAGUGGAGGUGGGAUCUGGAGCCUAUGCUCUUCUUAGUCUCAUCAACCAUUCUUGUGAUCCGUCAGUGGUUCGACACAAUUACGGCAAUGUCUGUGUUGUCAGAGCAAUUAAGCCCAUUCAUAAAGGGGAGGAAAUUCUUGAUAAUUAUGGAGCAAUUUAUCCUUUGACCACCAGAGCUGAACGAAGGGCAAAACUAAGACCACAGUAUUACUUUGAUUGCAAUUGUGAUGCUUGUCAAUUGGAUCUUCCUCUUUACUUUGAUAUCCCUGAAGACAUCCCCGUGUUCAAAUGCCAAGAGUGCACUGGACCUAUUUUCAUUUUGCCUGACAAACAUAUCUCAGAUUCUGAGUGUUCAAGCUGCCACAGAAAGCAAGACCUGACUGAAACUGUGAAAAAAUUACAGGAUUCGACCAACCAAUAUCACGUUGCAUUGGAGCAGGUGCUAGCAGGGGUCGACAUGGAGACCGCAUUAAUGACAUUAUUGAAUCACCUUGAAUUCCUGAUGACUCGCAUUUCUCUACCAUGGAGAGACAUCAAUAAUUGUCAAGAAGCAAUAAAGCAGUGCUUUGCUACACAAGCUAAUUCUUAUAUCCUACCUUGAGUGAACGUUUGCAUGACAGUGUUUUAUGAUGAAUGUUAAAGUGGACAUUUUCUCAAUAGUCUUGUCUGGAUGCUCUAGGUUUAGGCAUUGAUUUUUCCCCCCAUUUGUAUUGUUAACAUCCCAUGCCAGAUAAUGUUUAUCACUUUCUCAAGACUAAUAAGCUUCUCAUUGUCAUGAAAAAUUAUGAGCGACUUACAAAUUUUUGAAUUGUUGCUUCUGGAGGAUUUUAAAAUGUUAAAAUGAAAAUGAUGAGGGUACUAUAUUGUUUGUAUAUGUCUUGAAAUUUGAGAAGGAAUGUUUUUAUUCAAUUGGUGCUUUAUCUAAUUAAAUAUUGAUUAAAAUGAAUCUUUACGUUCCCUUAUCACGUGCUUAUAUU
Saccostrea cuccullata (small rock oyster) is the source of this 2563-nucleotide messenger RNA. RefSeq names its product SET and MYND domain-containing protein 4-like. The transcript has 2 exons. Bases 139 to 2187 code for a protein of 682 amino acids. Gene Ontology annotation, cellular component: cytoplasm; nucleus. The record is from RefSeq and is a predicted model, not a curated record. Gene Ontology annotation, molecular function: histone deacetylase binding. Lineage: Eukaryota; Metazoa; Mollusca; Bivalvia; Ostreida; Ostreidae.